Messenger RNA from Tetranychus urticae (two-spotted spider mite), 3687 nucleotides. It is a transcript of the gene Polr3B, whose product is annotated as RNA polymerase III subunit RpIII128. Gene Ontology annotation, biological process: DNA-templated transcription. Gene Ontology annotation, molecular function: DNA-directed RNA polymerase activity; ribonucleoside binding; DNA binding. Lineage: Eukaryota; Metazoa; Arthropoda; Arachnida; Trombidiformes; Tetranychidae. The record is from RefSeq and is a predicted model, not a curated record.
CACAAGUUUAAAUGGGAAACUCAAAUUUAAGCUUCUUAAAGUUUAUCAGCUUAAAUGCGUGUUUUUAAAUUUUUAACGAAUUUUUGAUCUAUUUUAUUUAGUUUAUAGCCUGACAGUCAGCAUCGUUGUUUUAAAGUUCAUUGUCGUGCCAAAAAAUGGUUACAAUUGAGGAUAAAGGGAAACUUUUACCAGCAUUUCUUGGUAUGAAAGGUCUGGUUAAACAACAUCUCGACUCUUUCAAUCAUUUUAUUCAAGUGGAGAUUAAAAAUAUUCUCAAAGCGAAUGCGGAAGUCCGUUGUGAAAAUGAUCAGAAUUGGUUUUUACGUUAUCUGGAUAUUAAAGUGGACUCUCCUCGAAUAGAAGAGGGUUUCAAUGUGUCUCGUCCGACAACACCGCAUGAGUGUCGACUUCGCGAUAUUACUUACAGCGCUCCAAUAUCUGUUAAGCUUGAAUAUGCAAAAGGACAACAACGUGUUGUUCCUUCGGAAUAUUUGGUUAUUGGUAGAAUGCCAAUCAUGGUUGGCUCGAAUAAUUGCAUACUAAAUGGUAAAAGUUAUGCAGAACGGAUGGCUCUUAAAGAAUGUCCAAAUGAUCCUGGGGGCUACUUCAUUGUAAAUGGAAGUGAGAAAGUUAUUCUAAUUCAUGAACAGCUCUCUAGAAAUCGUAUUUUAAUUGAAGAGGGUCCAGUGUGCCAAGUCACCAGUGCUACAGCUGAGAGAAAAUCUCGAACUAACUUAGUCAUCAAUAAAAAGAAACAAAUAGUCAUGAAGCACAACUCAUUCACUGACGAAGGAAUCCACAUAUUUAUUGUGUUUAAAGCUAUGGGAUUUCUUAGUGAAAGUGAGAUUGUGGAAUAUAUUUGUGGAACACUUAAGGAAAAUGGUGAAGUUGAUGUCAAUUUUCUAAUUCCAUCCAUCGAAGCUUGUCAUAAAGCAGAAGUCUGGACAUCACAGCAAGCCUUACAAUUCAUGGCCAAUCGCUUGAAGAACAAAUCAUCUGGCUUGAAAGCUGGUGAAAAUCGUCGUUUUUCUUCAAUUGAUUUAAUUAGAGAACUUUUGGCCACCACAAUAAUAGCUCAUGUCCCUGUGACAAAUCUAAAUUUCCGACUGAAGGCCAUCUAUUUAGCUCAAAUGGUUAGACGACUAAUAUUGGCAGUUGAUAACCCCGAAUACAUUGAUGAUAGAGAUUAUUACGGUAACAAAAGGCUUGAGCUUGCUGGCUCAUUAAUUGGACUCCUUUUUGAAGAUCUUUUGAAACGAUUCAACUCUGAAUUGAGAAUGAUAACCGAUAAAAAUAUUGGCAAGGUUGCGGCUGCUCAGUUUGAUAUUACGAAACACAUGAGGCAAGAUUUAAUUACCAAUGGCCUGGUUAAUUGUAUCGCUACUGGCAACUGGACUUUAAAAAGAUUCAAGAUGGAGAGGAUCGGAGUUAGUCAGGUUCUCAGUCGACUCAGUUACAUCUCUGCUCUUGGUAUGAUGACUCGUAUCAACUCUCAAUUUGAAAAAACUCGCAAAACAUCGGGACCUAGAUCUUUGCAAUGCAGUCAGUGGGGAUUGGUCUGCCCUUGUGAUACUCCUGAAGGCGAAUCUUGUGGUCUUAUCAAAAAUCUCGCUCUCAUGACUCACAUCACUACUGAUGUAGAUGACAAACCAAUCAUUGAUAUCUGUCUCUACUUUGGUUUUGUGCUAGAUAUUAAUUUAUGUGAAAGUGGCUCCAAAAUUAACCAACAUCCAUUAGUUUUUGUUAAUGGAAAUAUCAUUGGUAUUGCAAUUCAACCUGAAACUCUAGUUACAACUUUGAGACAUUUACGUCGUAAGGGAUUAAUCUCUGAAUUUAUAUCAGUUUCCAUCAAUCAAUUACAUAAAGCUGUUUAUAUCGCUACCGAUGGUGGUAGACUGUGCCGUCCAUAUAUUAUCGUGAAUACUUCUACUGGAUUGCCUCGAGUUGAAUCAAAGCACAUCGAAAAAUUAAACAGGGGAUUAAUGAACUUUUCCGACUUUAUCAAUGAGGGUUUGAUUGAAUAUUUGGAUGUCAACGAGGCCAGUGAUGCACACAUUGCCAUCGAAACGAAAGAUAUUAAAAUGUGUGUGACUACUCAUUUAGAAAUCGAGCCUUUUACUCUUUUAGGAGUUUGUGCUGGUUUAAUUCCUUUUCCACACAACAAUCAGUCUCCUCGUAAUACAUAUCAAUGUGCUAUGGGAAAACAAGCAAUGGGCACGAUUGGUCUAAAUCAACGAGAACGAAUUGAUACUCUUCUGUAUCUCCUAGCUUACCCACAAAGACCAGUUGUUAAAACAAAAACAAUUGAAUUAAUUCAUUUUGACGAGAUGCCUGCUGGACAAAAUGCUAUUGUCGCUGUUAUGUCUUACUCAGGUUACGAUAUUGAGGAUGCUUCUAUCAUGAAUAAAGCAAGUAUUGACAGAGGUUAUGGACGCUGUUUUGUUUAUCGCAACCAAAAGUGCUUUUUGAGACGUUAUCCUACAAUGGAUGGAAUUUCAGAUAGAAUUCAAGGUCCGAUUGUGGAAGCUGAGCCUCCUCAUAAACCCAUUUUUCGUCAUGCAGCUCUUGAUAAUGACGGUAUUGCAGCUCCAGGGGAGAUUAUCAAGAAUCGACAAUUAUUAGUAAACAAACAAUCACCAAUCCCGGGGACGGCAAUUGACGAAACUGGUACCGGCAAAGUUGGAUCAAUGAAUUAUAGUUUUAAAGAUGUGCCAAUCACCUAUAGAGGAAUCGAAGAUAGCUGUGUAGAAAAAGUCAUGAUAACUUCAAAUACUGAGGAAUCAUUUUUGAUUAAAUUACUUUUGCGACAAAUGAGAAGACCUGAAGUUGGUGAUAAAUUCAGUUCUCGUCACGGUCAAAAAGGUGUUAUCGGACUUAUUGUAUCUCAAGAGGACUUGCCUUUUAAUUGUGAGGGAAUAUGUCCUGACAUGGUUAUGAACCCACACGGAUUUCCUUCAAGAAUGACAGUUGGGAAAUUGAAAGAACUAGUCGCUGGAAAAUCAGCUAUUAUUAAAGGAACUUUACAUGAUGGAACCGCUUUUGGAGGUACAACAAUUCAAGAAAUGACCGAAAUUAUGCAGGAAUACGGUCAUAAUUAUCACGGAAAAGAGGUUAUGACAAGUGGUAUUACUGGCGAACCCCUUACUGCAUAUAUUUUUUUCGGUCCAAUCUAUUAUCAAAAGCUUAAACACAUGGUCUUGGAUAAAGUACAUGGUCGUUCUCGUGGCCCUAAAGCUGUUCUUACUCGUCAACCAACCGAAGGAAGAGCCCGUGAUGGAGGUCUGCGUCUCGGAGAAAUGGAGCGAGAUUGUUUGAUUGGUCAUGGUGUUAGUAUGUUAUUGUUAGAAAGAUUGAUGUUAUCUAGUGAUGCAUUCAAUGUUGAUGUAUGUACCGCUUGUGGCCUUCUUGGUUAUCAAAAAUGGUGCUCAUAUUGCCAAUCAAGUAGAUCUCUUGCAGAUAUUCAAGUUCCUUAUGCAUACAAACUUCUUCUACAAGAGCUUCAAGCAAUGAGUAUUCAACCACGGCUCAAAUUAACCCAUAUGUAAUUCAACUAAUUGUGAAACAUGUAUAAAUGUUUGUAAAUUUUACGAAAGUUGUAAAUUAAUACAAUGGAUUUGAUUGUAAUUUUGUAAUUCAGAAUUUUAUUCUUUUGUCUAUAAAAUAUUGAAUAAAAGGUUGCAAUAUUAA